CUUCCUGGAAGUUUCCAACAUAGUAAUUUAACUUCUAAAGCUGUAAUAAGUUAAUUAACUACUAGCAAUAAAACUGUAACAAUAAAACGCAACCAAGCUUUGCAUUCUGUCCUUCUCGCUCAAUUCAAAAUUGACCUAAUCCCCAGAUGGAAAAUCUGAAAUACGUGAGAAAAACAAGGUAAGCAGGAUGCUUUAUUUGGGUCAGUACCCAUUUGAAAUUCUAGAACCAAAGGCCUUACCCUAUUGGUGGGCCUAAUUUUAACGACCCAAACUUGAACCACAAAGCUGAGGCCUCUCAAGCCGGGGUAUUUAGGUAGUAGGGUUUUAGCGUCUUAGGGUUUAAGCUCACCUCUCGCGAAGAAAGAAUCUGAAAAACAGAGGAACGGUUUACAGGGUUUUAGAGAGGAAGAAGAAGAUGGGGGUUGACAAGGGGAAGAAGCAGAAAAUUGCAGAAAAAGUUGAAGCUACUGAGCAAAUUGAUGAAAAGCUCGUUCUCUCCAUUGAGAAGUUGCAGGAGAUCCAGGAUGAACUCGAAAAAAUUAAUGAGGAGGCAAGCGAUAAAGUGCUGGAAAUAGAACAGAAGUAUAAUGAAGUUCGGAAACCCAUUUAUGAUAAAAGGACUGACAUUGUCAAAUCUAUUCCGGACUUCUGGUUAACAGCUUUUAUGAGUCAUCCUGCUUUAGGUGAACUAUUGACUGAAGAAGACCAAAAGAUUUUCAAGUAUCUCAGUUCCAUUGAAGUGGAAGAUUCAAAAGAUGUCAAAUCUGGCUAUUCUAUUACCUUCAACUUUAAUUCAAAUCCUUAUUUUGAGGAUUCAAAGCUUGCGAAGACAUUUACCUUCUUAGAUGAAGGGACCACAAAAAUCUCUUCCACACAAAUUAAAUGGAAGGAAGGAAUGGGUCUUCCAAAUGGAAAUGCAAAUGAGAAGAAAGGCAACAAGAGGUCUCAUGUUGAGGAAAGGUUAGCAUCCUAGGUGUAUAAUUUUGUCUCUAUGAAUCUUAUAUUUCUUUAAGUGACAAUUAUCUUUAUUGGGGCAAGCCAAUUAUGUGCUUGCAAAACCCAGAAGGUUGUCUUAAAAUUGUCAGACAUCGAGCACCUUUGUUGUGGCACCUGCUGCAAUAGGUAGCAUUCUCAUAUCUUAUCGCCCUGGGUAGUGGAGUCUCUACCAUUAUCACUUGGGAAUGGCCAUGAGAGGGACAUUUAACUCUUGUGGACUCAUUAUGAACUCUCUGUCUGGUUUGAUUUUGUAAUUUCAAAGCUCCUUUGUUUUCUGUCAAAUACACUUACUCUUAAUUAUGUUUAAUUGUUUCCUUUCUUGUAGUAGUCCUUCCAAAUCCUGUUUGUAAGGUCUUUCCAUUUUACUUUUAACUUAAAGUAUAGUGCUCUACUUUUCGUCGUGCUGUAUUGAGGUAGCUAAGGGCCUCUUUGCAUCUACUAUCAAGACACUACUAUAUGUUCUUCUGUUCACUUUCCUAUCUAUCCGGGCUGCGCUGAACUUCUUUUUCAUGCAUGCAUGAGUUACCCUAUUCGGUGUGUAUCCAUUUCAUGAUUUUUGUCCCUGCUAACCGUAAUUUUGUUCAUGUUGUGUGCCUAGCGUUGCUGCUCUUAUGACUUUUUCUUUGUAGUCAUGUAGGACAACUUGAUCCACUAAUAUUUAUUUGGCGAUGUAAUUGGUUCACGUGGAACUUAAAUGAGUAUACUAGAACAAUGAUUUAAGAUGUAUGAGUUACUUCAAGAAAGAUAUUCUGUGGUUUGCUUUUGACAAGUUUUCUGUAGAAAAAAUAUUUUUAUACAUAAAUGUCAUGGAAUUAGACGAUGAUCACCGAAUUUCUUGUUUUCUCCUCUAAAAGUUGCUUGGGAGUUGGGAUUCUUAAAAUUGAACUCUUGGAUUUGUUUUCUGUUUAUGUUCAGCAUUUCUUAGUGUGGUCUAGUUCUCUUAUUGGAUUUGCAUCUUUCCUAUGACAUAAUCUGUUAUAUUUGGUCGUAUUUCAUGAAAUAAGUCAGUCAUGCACGGAGAAUAAAGUUGGAAUAUACAGUUCCCGCCUAGUUUCUUUUUAUCUUUUUGGUUAUACUAUGAUUGUUGACUUCUUCAGUAGAUUUAAUUGUAAAAGUUUAUCCUUUUAAGUUGCUGAUUUUCUUCAACAUCUGGAUGCAGCUUCUUUACUUGGUUUGAUGAUAGCCAGCAAAAAGAUGAGGAUUUGGAUGAAAUUAACGAUGAGGUUCUUGCACCUUUUGAAUGUUUGUCUAAUAUAAAUUUUAUUUUUUCAUUAGUCAUUUCAUCCAUUUUCUUAUUUUCAACCUCUUUUGAUAGAUUGCAGAGAUAAUUAAGGAUGAUUUGUGGCCGAAUCCUCUUACUUACUUCAACACUGUAAGCCUGCUUGUUUGUUCUCUCUAUGCUUCGAUGAACUGAUGCAGGAAAAAAUAAGAAUUAGGGUUUAAAAAUUAUUAGGAAAUUUUAAUUUAGGAAGGUUUUAGUAUUUAACAGAAUUUUAAGUCUUUUUAGAUAUUUUCCUUUUUUAAGUUUAGGGUUUAACUAUAAAUAGGGUUGCUGUACGUUUACAGAGAGGUAGUUUUUAUUGAUAUUUGAUAAUUGAUUUCAGAACUGCGAGUUCUCUUUCACGGCUGAGUGCCUGUGUUAUGGUUUUUAUUGGUUUUUGUCUAAAAACCAUUGCCUUUGUUCAUGGUGAUCAUGAAUCAAAGUGGUGUUCCUUCUUUUCAUGCUUCCGCCCGCAUCAUGAGCUUUCUCUUUCUAUGCAAAUCUGAACUGUCUAUUUUGAUAUAGGAUGCUGACGAAGAGGAUUUUGAGGAAGGAGAUGAUGAGGUAUGUAAAUACUACCUUGAUAGUCGCUACUACCUUUUCUUUAUUAAGAAAUGGAGUAAAGAUACCAGCAUACUAAAUGAAAUAAUAUCGGGAUUUAGAUAUUCUUUUAUGAACUUUUUCUGGCUCUUCAUCGUUGACUUGGAGACUAGUUUCAGAUACUUGCAUAUGUUUUUGUCUCUUGGCUUGCUUAGCAAAAAGUUACUUGUAACUUUCUUUACCAAAGGUUCAUGUCUUCCUAGAAAAAGAAUCAAUCCAAUAAAUGGUAGCCUUUCUUUUGUUGGAAGUCUUCUGAAGCUGCUAUAGGCAAUCAUAUUCACGACGCUCUGUAUUCUGUAAUAUACAACUUCCGUAAAGAUGUAAACCAGUAAUAUGUAGAUAAAUUGUGCAUUCAGCAUUACCUAAUAGGUGUUGAUUCUCGGGACCUUUUCACAAUGAGAAUAGGUACCAGCUUAUUGAUUGAAUGAAAUAAUAACGGGGUUUGGAUAUUCUUUUAAUAACAUUUCUGGUUCCUUCAUCAGUGAAAACUAUUACUGGUUCUAUUUAGUACUUCAGGUGCUUCUGUUGCGUAUUCUUGCUUAUGUUUUUUCUCCCUUUUAACUUAGCAAAAAGCUAAUUGUAACUUUUUUGAAUAAAAAAGAUCAGAUUACCAAAUGUUCAUGUCACUCUAGGAUAUCCUUUCUUUAGUUGAAAGUCCUCUACAGCUAUACUACUUUGGUGGUUGAUGUUGCUGUGAUUUUAAGAAAUUUCUCCGCCAUUGGCUCUACAGUAUACAACUUUAAUAUAAGCUAUAAACCUGUAAUAUGUUGAGUUACUUAAUAGGUGGUGGUUCUUGGGACGUAUUUGCAAGGCAAGUUUUCACCAUGAGUAUUGACUAGUAAGUUGUGUGAUUGUCAAAAGGGACCCAUUACCCAUAAAUUUUGUAAAAUCUUUUGUUUAAAGGCAACUCUUGUGCAUACCCUAUAACCCUUCUCAAUGGUGACCUUUUCCAGCACUACAAAUAUGGGUUCCGGAUUAGUUUUUUGGUUACAUUGGUAGCUAUGCUUGAAAUAAACCAUUUUGGAAAAGAUUAAAAUAUUUUCGCUUGUAGUCAAGCUUGUAAUGCUUUUUUGAUUGAUCACCUCAUGGUGAUUUUGAACUGCCACAUGAUGAUUUGGGAAUUGCGCAAGGGCUUUGAUGUCUACUUUUUGUAUUGGAGUAAGACUGUGAAAUAAUCUUUUGUUUUCCAUCCUUUCUGAUGGCAGUUCAGUGAUUGUACUCACGGUAAGUGGUAACAAAAGUUGUGUAAGAUCGUUUCCUAGAAUCCCAUGAAAUCUUUAAAGUUUUGGGAGUUUCCAGUAAGGCGUUUGCUUAUUUCUGGUACUGAUAUUGUUUUACUGUGUGUCUGCAAUUGGUAACUGUUAACAGCUGCAUAUCAUUCAGUUAAAAAUUGGGUAUUCUUUAUUGUCAUUAUAGGACUGAGGAAGUGAUUUUAGUGAAUCUGAAGCUGUGUCAAUAUUGAUAGAGGUUGUAUAAGGUGCUUGCAUGUUGGGAUUAGAUGCCCACCCAUUUUUCAUCCCCCUUCCCCGUGUCUACUUGAAUCCUGUUUUGGUAAAGAUGGGAUAAGAUCUAAGAUCCUACUUUGGGGCACAAAUAUUAAUAGGGGAUGAUAGAUUUCGACGUUGAUUUGAUGAAUUUGGAGAAAACUUGUUGUAACUGUAUGUGUUCUAUGUGAUCAUCCUGACUAAACUCUAUUAGGGCUGCAUUCUUUGAAGAAUUAAAUACUAUGCUUUUCGAAGUGUAUGCCCCUGAUGUUACGUGUUGAGUUCUUUUUGAGAUAUGUGAUUUCUUAUAUAAUGCGAUGUUUCAGGAGAAAGGAUCAGAUACUGAAGACGAUGAUGAUGGGCAAGACGACGAUGAUGAUGAGGAAAAUGGAGAUGAAGAAUAGAGAUUAGGCUAUUUACGAUAUUACUCCGAAGAUUGUUAUUUUGUGGUUGCAACAUUUAUGAUUGUAGAGGAGGUGAUAUUAUUACAAGAGUAGUACAGAGGAUGCAGAAUCUGACUUCUAAUUAUAGGUUUUCUGUAGUGGGUGUUUUUGGAUUACUCUGUUUAUCUUCUUUUUUUCAUUUUUAAGUUCUUGUGCUUUUUCUUUUCUUUUUUUUUUUCCUCCAGAGUUUAUUUCUAUAUGGCCCCUUCACUUUCAUUCUACUUCAGACAAACUUUCAAUCAUCAAUUUGAUGAUGUCAUCAUUAUUAAACAUGAGAGUUUUUUUUUUUUU
This is a messenger RNA of Oldenlandia corymbosa var. corymbosa, 5075 nucleotides long. The record is from the annotation of a GenBank genome assembly. NCBI's taxonomy places the organism in Eukaryota, Viridiplantae, Streptophyta, Magnoliopsida, Gentianales, Rubiaceae.